Molecule: messenger RNA, 2184 nt
Organism: Mizuhopecten yessoensis (Yesso scallop)
Lineage: Eukaryota; Metazoa; Mollusca; Bivalvia; Pectinida; Pectinidae
Product: isoamyl acetate-hydrolyzing esterase 1 homolog
Exons: 6
Coding region: 156-824 (222 amino acids)
Source: RefSeq, a predicted model, not a curated record
UAGGUUAAAAAAUAUGUUUUAUAACAUAGGUCUUAAGCAUGAUGUAUGUAUGAAGUUAACCCUCUGCAAGCCUCACAAGUCCCCGGGUAAAAAAUAAUUGACUAAGGCCCUGAGGUCAGAGGUUAUAAUUACUGGAGCGUUACGCCGUCAGCGCGAUGGCUUCUCGAGGAAAGGAGACUUUUUCACAGUCGACCCAGUGGCCGAAGGUAGUGCUUUUCGGCGAUUCCAUAACACAGCUCAGUUUCUCAAAUGAUGGAUGCUGGGGAAGCAUGCUAGCAGAUCUUUUACAAAGGAAGUGUGACGUCAUCAAUAGAGGAUAUUCUGGUUACAAUGCCAGGUGGUGUGUAAAAAUGAUAUCAAAAGUAUUUGAAGAAUUUGCAAGUCGUGAUGUAGCCAUGGUUACCAUUUUCCUUGGUGCCAAUGAUUCCAAUUUACCUGCCAACAGUCAUCAACAUGUGCCAGCAGAGGAGUACAAGACACAUCUUAUUAACAUGGUGGAGAAGCUACAGAUGUUGGGAAUACCCAGAGAAAAGAUAAUAUUGGUCACACCUCCUGCCUGUGAUGUUAUCGCUUGGGAAGCAGAUUGCGUUGUCAAUGGUCGUCAGUGUCAGAAGUGUAACAAAGCUGCAGGGCAGUAUGCAAAUUUGUGUAAAGAGGCAUCCAUUGAAGCAGGCACAGGAUGUAUUGAUUUAUACACUGAGAUGAUGAAAGUUAAGGAUUGGGAGAAACUGCUGAAAGACGGUCUUCAUUUGUCAACUAAAGGAUCAGCACUGCUCUUCCAGUUACUCAAGCCUUUUGUUUUGAAAGUAACCUCAGGAAUUUAAACCCAAUUUCCAGACUGGAAAGAUGUGGACAUUGCUAAUCCAGAUGCAUCUUUGUUUUAAAGAACAAGGGGAAUCUUUCAAUGGAAAUGUACUGCACAUUACUUAUUUCCAUUGUUUCAUGUGAAACUAUUUAUGGUGAGACUUUGAAAUCACAAAAGUGAAAUUUAAAGGACAAUCAAGCAUUGUUUUAUUUUUUAAUAAUUUUGAUAUGUUUGAUUGUCCAUCCAAGUUUAAAUGUGAAAACAUAACUUUUGUUAUAUUUGGCGCAUCAAAAUAAAAUUGUGAGGAAAGUAUCGGUAUAGGACGUGCUAUUGUCAACAAAAUGGCCACCACAAAUUUUUGUAUUUUUGGGAAUUUCAAAUUUCUAAAUGUGUUCGCUAAAGAUAGCCAAUGUCACCUAUCCUAUUUUACAUGUUUUAUAGGUAUUUUCCAAUGAAUUCCAAAUUUGGCAUGUAGGUGUAUGAUGGUACCGCAAACUCAACCAUGACAUCAGUUUUCUAAUUAGACAAAAUGACUGCCAUUUAUUGGUUACUGAUUGGUCGAAACUCCGUUAUUUGUUCGAUUUCGUUCAAAUAGUAUGUAUGUGUAGUAUGGCAAUGCAAACUCAACUGCGACAUUUGUUUUCUAAUUUGAUAUAGCCGCCAUAAACUGGCUUCUGAUUGUUGGAAAUUUAGAUAUUGUUGGAUUUUUGUGAAAUUUGGUUUACCUGGGUAUAAGGGGACUGCGAAUUCAAUCGCAUAGGUAAUGUUGCCAUAUCAUACACACAGAGGCUUCUAAUUGGUCGCAAUUUAGAAAAUGUUCGAUUUCACUCAAAUUUAGUAUGUAGGUGUAUAUGCUGUAUCUUUGCGACUAUGGGAUAUUUAUUGUUUGAUUUGGAUAAAAAAAAUGGUACAUCGGGGUAUUAGGGGAUUGCAAAUUAAAUCGUAUAGGAUUCGUUGCCUUAGUAACUAUAUAGCAACCACACGAAGACUUCUGAUUGGUCGAAAUUUAGAUAUUGUUUUAUUUUUAUGAAACUUGAUAUAUAGGGGUAUUAUGGGAUUGCAAAUUCAACUGCGUAAGUUUCGUUACCAUACUAACAAUAUAGAGGCUCCAGAUUGGUCGAAAUUCAGAUAUUGUUGAUUUCUCUAAAAUUUAGUAUGAAGGUGUUUUAUGCCAUUGUGAUCCUUUUCUGAUGCGUCUUUGCGACUAUGGGGGCAGUUUUGGGGACUUCUGUGAUGAUCCCUCAUUACAAUUAGUACUUGUUACAUAAUUAUAUUCCAGUUUUAGAAUAUGUCUAACCAGUAUCUAUAUUUCACUAGUGGAAAUAUAUUCAAAACGAGACAACAUUUACACAGGUGCAAGAAAUAAAUAAUGUAAUAAU